CAAGAAGACAAAAUGACUGUCAUAUCUAAUUUGAUGUUGGUAAUUGUUUUACUGUGUGUUGCUUCUUUACACGUUGCCAGCCCUAAACCUAAUUUACGCACCAGAGAAGCUGUUGACGGAGAAAAUGAAGAUUGUUUUUACAUUAAACGAGGCAGAGUCUUGAAAUAUCCACUUUCGAAUUCAGCUUAUACUAAAUCCGAAGGCGAAUGUAGAUCAUUAUGCCAGAAGAGUAACAACUGUACCGCAACUUGGACACGCAGAUAUAAUUUUGGUGCAGACAUGACAUUCCUCUGUAUUCUGUUCUCAAAACCAUAUAAAUUUGUGGCAUCAAAUAUCAAUUUGGAGGGAUGUGUAAAGUUAUUUAUAUCGUUGAGGGGAAGUAAAACACUUUCGUAUUAUGGACGGAUUUGUCAUUUGUUUGACAUUGAAUACAGUAAUGUACCUGCCAAUAAUUUUGAAUAUGAUUUAGGUUGGAUAGUAGAAAAGAAAGCUUGUUCGACAUCGGAUACAGUGAGAUACCUGCCGUUAAAUUUAGCCAGGGAAAUGAUUGAACAGUAGCAGAGAUAACUUGUUAGAGCUAUAGGAAUAUUGAGAUAUGACCAAACCCUUAAACACCUUACCCUCCACUCUAUAUUAUACCAGUAGUGACAGUUUAAUAAGUUUUCAAACUGUAACUAAAAUUGGCAUAUUUUAUUAUUUCUGAUAUUUUCUUUGUUUCUACUGUUUUCUAUUUCUUAUUGUAGACACACUAGGUGUCGUAUUUUCCUUCUAAAAUCUUGUAUUUAGUUGCAAUUGAGCUUGUAAUAUUAAUCUAAUAAAUUUCUUUUGCUUGAA
Lottia gigantea (owl limpet) is the source of this 834-nucleotide messenger RNA. RefSeq lists its product as hypothetical. Lineage: Eukaryota; Metazoa; Mollusca; Gastropoda; Lottiidae. The coding region runs from base 13 to 558 and encodes 181 amino acids. The record is from RefSeq and is a predicted model, not a curated record. The transcript has 2 exons.